GCCAGCUUGUAAGCGCUCAGUCGUCGAGUUGGGCUGCUAGUGAGCAGACGUUCCAUUCUCUCUGCGGUUGUUCUCCUUCGUAAUUCGUUUCUCGCCAACUUAACUGCACCUUCGCUCGACUGAGCCUUAGGCUUGUAUUUGACUAGUCGGUAUUUUUUUCGUUUCCUUCGGUGUUAUUACGCAGGAGUCCUUGCUGGUAGUUCGCAUUCCCCUCGAAUGUUUGACAUUACUUCACAGUCAUCGAACCAAGACACCAAUUUAUCCCGUGGCGCUAUUUGCCUCUAAUGCUGUCUGGAUGUGCCUCUCUGCAAGGAGCUUGAGGCAUUGUGAAUUUCUUCAAGACAGCUGAUACUACACCGUCAACGCCGCGCUGCUUUUUAAUCGCCAACCAAUAUGGCCGUCAUGUUAUCUUACUUCAAGCCGAGCGCCAUGUUUUUCCACCGGCGGAUGCUCAUCAGAGCCUCGCUGUUCCUCAACUUUUGUGUCUUGACUUACGUGGCCUUGCAAGCGGCCCAAAACAGUGGCAAUGGUGGCGGCAGUGGCUCGGGCGGAGGCGGUGGUGCUGGAGGGCUCAACCCCAUCUACUCGGACAAUGUCAACUUGCCGUCCGGCGUUCAAAUCGUUUACAACAGCAACGCCGAGACGGAAACGGCCGUCAGAGAAGCUCCGGCCUCCACCAAUGUCCUCCUGUCGUCAUCUCCGUCUCAGUUCUCCACGGUGGAGAUCGAAACGGAGGCCAGUUCGACGACCAGCGGCGACCAGCAACUGCCGGUCAGCAGCACUCUAACGGAGACAACGGACCCCCCUCGCCCGUCCGACCUGGGCAUCGACUGCCAGGAUCGCGAGCGGCAUUUCAGCUACUCCCAACGCGGAUCCUACUGGAUCCUCAACCACUACGUGCCUGCCGAGAAAGCCUACCACUGCAACGAGUCCAUCACGUACACGACUCACGGUGACAUCACCUUCCUGGACAACAUCGUUCCGCUCACCCGACGCUGGGACGGCCCGCUGUCGGUGGCCGUCUACACGCCGGGAAGCGACUACGAGUCGGCCAUUCGCAGCAUGGCCUACUUGCGCCAGUGUACGGGACCCGACAUUCGACAACGAGUUUCCUUCCAUCUCGUCCUGGAUGAGCGCCACUUCCCCACCGUUUUGCGCAAACUCCACUCGCAGCAAGGGCCGCCGACCACACGAUCACCGCUACAAACGUCGGCCGUCAACGGUCUCUCCACCGCUACGCCCGAGACGCAGGACAACAAGCGAGUCGUCAUGGCUCGUUCUUCCAACGGACAAGCUGUUCUCCGCGUCCGGCGCUCCUCGGAUUCAGGAUCAUCGAAUCAAGCCAGGGAAACGACGAUGGGGUCGAACAAUGUGGAAUUGGACAGCGACGGGCUACCGAUCGUCGACUGUGACCAACCGGCCCCUUGGUCAACGCCACCGCAGAAAACAUUCAAACAGACGAUGAAUCUGACAUACCCGGUGAACCUUUUACGGAACGUUGCUCGGCAGAAUGCCCCAACCCACUACAUCUUGGCGUCGGAUGCCGAAUUGUAUCCAAGUCUGGAUAUGGUACGACUUUUCUUUGACAUGUUGCGUCGCAACGAGUCGGUUCUCCACCUGGGUCGCCCCAAAGUCUUUGUCCUGCCAAUCUUCGAAGUCUAUCGCAAUCAGACCGUGCCAUCAUCAAAGACUGAACUGGUUGAGAAACUUAAGGCCGGACUAGCGGUUCCGUUCCACCAGAAAGUCUGCUCGUAUUGCCACUCUGUUCCGAAAUCGAAAGAAUGGUUGGUGGCCAACGUCACAGAUGGCCUGCACGUCUUCCACAUUGCCAAGCGACACAAGCCUUACCAGCGCUGGGAGCCCAUCUACAUCGGCACACAGGACGAUCCGCUCUACGACGAGCGACUCACGUGGGAAGGCAAAAGCGAUAAAAUGACGCAGGGUUACGCGUUGUGUGUGCUGGACUACGACUUUAUGAUAUUGGACAACGCCUUCUUGGUGCAUCGACCCGGUGUUAAAAUACCUCGUCGGGAGCCACUGCGGGAUGCCAUGGCUAAGAAACAGUCGGCCAUCAUCAGAUCGGCGAUCUACCGAGAGCUCAAAGUCCUUUACGGCCAAAACAGCAACUGCGUCCUAUAAAUUGGGUUGUGUGUGUGUGUGGUGUCAUUCAUUUAUUUGGAUUGUUGUACAUAAGGGAAUUUGGCAUCGAAGUUUUCCUUUUUUUUAAGAUUUUGAUGCCAGAACUGGCCAACUAUCCCUACGUUUUGCUUUCACGUUUUCUAUUUUUCAUAAUGCAAAAAACAAAAAAAUAACAAAAAAAAAAAAGACAAAAAAGCUUAUGUUCAUCUGUUUGAAUUAAAGGCGCUGUGUGACGAAGGAUUUAAUGGGUUGCUCAAAAGGAAAACAAGUUACAAUCCAGCCAAUAAAUGCUGAGUUUUGCGCCGUUACGUCCUGACAAUGAUUUCUGUUUACUUGCCUUGAGAAAUUGAUAUCGGUGCGCAAAACAAUUUGCUGUUUACUACAUAAUAAAAUGAUCGAGGGGCUGAAACCUUACCUUGGGCCUACCCGGUGCCUUUUCAAAUAUUUGAGGAAUCUUAUUAAAAAACGUAAAGGAAAUAAUUGAAAUACGCCACGCAGCGAAAUUAUUUCAUACAGUGCGACUGAAGGUGUGUGAUUACUGUGAUGUCAAGCCAUGAAAUAUAUUUAUCAGCGAAGGUUUUUCUCUCUGACAAAAAUAAAUCUACUUUUAACUCGA
Messenger RNA from Daphnia pulicaria, 2755 nucleotides. RefSeq lists its product as uncharacterized. The coding region runs from base 394 to 2139 and encodes 581 amino acids. The record is from RefSeq and is a predicted model, not a curated record. NCBI's taxonomy places the organism in Eukaryota, Metazoa, Arthropoda, Branchiopoda, Diplostraca, Daphniidae. The transcript is spliced from 6 exons.